Messenger RNA from Thrips palmi, 1172 nucleotides. RefSeq names its product proteasome inhibitor PI31 subunit (gene PI31). Gene Ontology annotation, molecular function: proteasome binding; endopeptidase inhibitor activity. Gene Ontology annotation, biological process: proteasome-mediated ubiquitin-dependent protein catabolic process. The transcript is spliced from 5 exons. NCBI's taxonomy places the organism in Eukaryota, Metazoa, Arthropoda, Insecta, Thysanoptera, Thripidae. The coding region runs from base 101 to 952 and encodes 283 amino acids. The record is from RefSeq and is a predicted model, not a curated record.
CCAUGUGUAUGAAAAAUAUACCUGGAGUUUUCAGUCCAUAACAACAAAAACAUUGUAGUUGUUGCACAAUUUCGUAGCUUUUCUAGCUCGUUUUUCAAUAAUGUCUUCCGAUACUUUUGGCUUGGAAUUAAGUUUUCAAUUGGUCUCAGACGCAAUCAAACGCAAAGAUGAUGUAUUAGUAGUUCUCGUGCAUUGGUUUCUCACAAAAUUUGGGUUCCGGUGCAUCGGUGUGGGUGACGAUAAAUCGUUGUCAGGAAACGAAAAUGGAAGUGAAUUACUUCCAUCUGGUUGGAGUAAUUCAGAGACUUAUUCUCUCCGCUAUGUGUAUGGCGGAGACCUUUACAUUUUAAGAGGAGUUCGUGCUGAUGACACCCUGAUUUUUAAUUUGUUGCGUACUUCAGAUUUAAAUGUUUCCAACCUUGCUGUUAAUGUGGGCGAGGUGGUUUCUGCAACCACAGGCAAUGUGGGAACAAUGGUGCCAUCUCAUGUUAGCCUAGUUGAGCGCAUUCGUAAAGAGCUCGUUGAGCCAGUCACCAAGAAAGUGUCAUCUGAGGCUAUGACACAAACACCCACUGAAAACCCUAGUCAGGGACAUCCCUCAGCACUGGAGCAUGACCGCUAUGACCCACUGAGAGUACCAGGUUCAGGAGGUUCAGGAAUUCGUGGACCUAGUGGUUUUCCUCAUUCUGUUGACCCGUUCAACUAUGGCCGUUCUGAUCUGGAUCCUCUUGGAAUUGGUGGACCUGGCCGGGGAGGAGCGGGUGGAAUGCUCUUUGAUCCAUUCCAUGGUCCAAGAGGAAUGCUACCACCGGGAGGAUUACCCAGGGGUCGGGUACCUGGUGCACGAUUUGAUCCUGUUUUCCCACCCGGAGCUGGACGUGGUGGAAGAGGAGGCUUCAAUCCUGAUCCGGACCAUCUGCCCCCUCCUGGUUAUGAUGAUAUGUUUAUGUGAAAGGACAGGUGUUUUUCCUCACAUAUUUUUUUGUCCCUCAAGAUUUGUUUCUUUCAGUAUUCAAGUUUCUUGCUAUACUUUGAUGUUGUAUCUCAUAAAUUUGAUAUAUUUGAACAAAGGUCUUGAACUGAAUUGUAUUAUCGACCAAUUGUGAUACGACCAUACUAUUCCACUUUGUACUUCUUGUAUUAAAUUGGUAAUAAAAAUAAUUUUGUGGAGA